Messenger RNA from Helicoverpa armigera (cotton bollworm), 444 nucleotides. RefSeq lists its product as uncharacterized. Bases 1 to 444 code for a protein of 147 amino acids. The transcript has a single exon. NCBI's taxonomy places the organism in Eukaryota, Metazoa, Arthropoda, Insecta, Lepidoptera, Noctuidae. The record is from RefSeq and is a predicted model, not a curated record.
AUGUUGAAGAUUGUGAUCGUAGCUGCCGUGGCACUGGCUUCGCUAGUGGCUGCUGGACCCCUCGCUUGGGAAAACCAGAACCUGAAUUUGAAUCAAAAUCAAAACCAACUCGGCCUUCUGCGCUCAAACCUCAACAACAACUUACCACUGAAUUUGCAGCAAGAUUCUCUUCAGCUAAACAACCUGAAUCUUCGAUCGAACUCGAAUUUGAACCAGAAUUGGAACCAGAAUUGGAACCAGAAUUUGCACUUGAAUCCUCAGUUAAACCAGCUGAAUUUGAGGAGAAUUAAUGACAUCAACCGUCGCAACUGGAAUCUGAAUGACAACCUAGAUGAUAGCAACCUGCAACUUGCCAUUCUUCGCAGCCACCAGGACGAUAGCAGCUUGAACAACCUGAACAAUCUGCCCCUGCUUCGAUCAUCUUCACUCAGCCACCUCAACUGA